This is a messenger RNA of Prunus armeniaca (apricot), 279 nucleotides long. The record is from the annotation of a GenBank genome assembly. NCBI's taxonomy places the organism in Eukaryota, Viridiplantae, Streptophyta, Magnoliopsida, Rosales, Rosaceae.
AUGUCGCAAGGCAAUAUGACUAGGUACGAGGGUGCUGAAGGCAAAGGGAUGUCGAAGACACAAAUCUUGCAUGUCGUAAGGCGAUGUGGCAAGGCACAAGGGUGCCAAAGGCGACACAAGAUGUGGCUAGGCACGGGAGUGUCGAAGACGACACAAGAUGUGGCUAGGAACGGGGGUGCCGAAGGCGACACAAAGCUUGCAUGUAGUAAGGCGAUGUGGCUAGGCAUAAGGGUGCCGAAGGUGACAAAAAGUUUGCAUGUCGCAAGGCGAUGUGCCUAG